CUUUUCAGGAGACAACAGGCAAGGCAUCCUGACCUUUAAACUGUGUCAAUGCUCUUUGAUCUUUAACAUCCAGCUGUGUCAUGGUGCCUUUUACAUGUAAACACACCAAUUCUUAGGUGCUAUCACUCUGAAAAUGUAUUAUUCAUGAUUAACUAUAAACAUAAGGUCCUGGUCCUCAAUUAAUCUUGAUUUACUUCACUUUUCAUAUAUCAGGUACUUUAAAAAGUUAGUUCUUCAAUAAAUUUAGUUUUUUAUAGAAACUGAUUCAUCACAAGUACACAUCUCUUUACUUUACCACCAACAGUUCACAUGUUUAUCAGAAACAUGUUAAGAAAAUAAUCAGUGCAUAUUUGUGAUUAAGAGAAUGUACAUGUUUUGGAAAUACAAUUUUCCAAUUGCUACAAAAUACUGAAAUUCAUCUUUCCAAAAAAAGGAAAAAAAAUGAAUUAAUCCUCUAGAAGUAUUUUUUCAAAGACUACUAUUUUUCAAUACAUACACAAACAAAAUAUAUUCAAUUCAUUGCCAAACAAAUUUAACAUCUCACCUUUAGAAAAUAAAACCUUCUUAAAACUUUUCAUCAAAUGCCAGAGAUAAAACUAUUAAUUCUGACCACCAUUCCUCAACAAAUUUUACAUUCAUCACAAGCAGAUAAGCAACACAAACACAAAACCAUGUGUCUUACAGAUUGCGGACUCCAAAAAUCCAUUUCUAUAUAUGUACACCCUAACAAACAACUGCAGAAAUAUCAGUACAUAUAUCCAAUCAUUCUUUCAAGGUUUCAAACAUUUACUGGUCAGGAAUUCUACACAACUCAAAGCCCCCUGUUAGAAGUCUCUCCAAUAAUUCUUUACAUUAUCAUACACUACAUGAUUCUUUCUUUUGGUUUUAUUAAAUCUUUCAAAAGUGUUCAUUCAUUUCUUGGAGAAGAAAGUUAUUACCAUCACAAAAAUGUGAAGUAUGAAAAAUGCAAAUGCUUUUCAGGAAAACUUGACAAAAACUCAUACUUUGAUCAGCAUAAUAAGAAUUUUAACUUUCUACUUCAAUUUGAUCACUUGUACAUUCAUUUAAAAGAAAAUCAUUAUUUCAUACACAAACAAUAUCAAAAACCUCAUAUACACAUAAACCACAAUAAUGAGAGAGAAAAAUACAGCUCACAGACUUUGAUUGGAUUAACCCAAAUAAAUCCCAGCAGGGAACCCCAGCUGAAUAUCUACCAGCUAAUUGGGUAUUCUUUCCCCCUCCACAAAAAAAUAUUAGAAUUGACUCCACCCAGUCAUUCUCUGGGUCAGAACCAUCAAAGAGGUGCCCCACUGAGCUGUGAGGACAACUCGGCCCCUUUUCUGUCCCUGGUCUGGGAGGAAUAUCCUAUAUAUACUUCAGCACACUGACCACAUCUCACUUCUCACUCAGAUCGAUUUCCAACAUGGCUUACUCUCACCACCUCUCUCAACAUUCCUAUCAGGACUUUCUACAACUGUGGACAAGCCUUGAGGAGCUCAGCCCAGAUAACUCUUACCCUACCCUCACCACAGAGGCUGACACAGAGCAUAACCUUCUUGGUUCAUCCCUGGAGGAUCUCCACUCUGAGUUAACAACUGAGGACAUACCUUGUGAGCUGGUCUCCACAAUGAACUCUUCUCCCACAUCUCAGUAUGCUGGUCAAAUAUCCACAGUGACCAGUCCUCUGCCCAGUUCUCCUCCCCACAUAGCAACAACCCCAUCCUGUCCUGGUCAAACCUCACCUCAGAUUGUCACAAGUCCUUCAGGAGAGCAAGUGUAUGCCAAACAUUCCACUCCUUCCAACACCAAUUAUCCUGGCACAUACGGAUUCCAAGUCUCCUUCUCUCCACCUCAGAAAGAGACCAAAUCCACAAGCUGGACAUACUCUGCCCUCGGCCACAAGCUUUAUGUCAAGAUGGCCAGCUCCUGUCCUGUUCAGUUUCACACCAGUCAGCCUCCACCAGAGGGCAGUAUUAUCCGAGCCAUGGCCGUUUUCAGCAAGGCAGAACACGCUCAAGGUGUGGUCACACGGUGUCCUAACCAUGUCAGCAGCAGAGAGCACAACCAGAACCACCCUGCUCCUAGUCACCUUGUUCGCUGUGAGCAUCAACUCAGUCACUACCUGGACGAUCCUUCCACAGGCAGACACAGUGUGCUCACUCCUUAUCAGCAGCCACAGGCUGGCUGCCCUCAUCUCACCUAUCUCUACCAGUUCAUGUGUCUGGGAUCCUGUGUGGGAGGACCCAACAGAAGACCAAUGCAGAUUGUCUUCACCCUAGAGAACGACCAGCUAGUUCUGGGAAGAGCCGCUGUAGACAUCCGCAUCUGUGCCUGUCCUGCCCGUGACAAGAGGCUGGAGGAAAAGUCCUAUUUACCUAAACCUCCAGCUUCCUCUCCCAGCUACACCACAGGCGACAAACCCAGGGCCGCUCACAAGAGGAAACUUGACACCACAGACACUUUUACCAUCACCAUUCAUGGCCGUGAUAACUUUGAAAUCUUACGCAAAAUCAGAGAUUCCUUAGAACUCAUGUCUUCUUUAUCCAAUGAUCAAGUCACUCAAUACAAACAAUGUAAAGUUUCCAAAUCCUGUACUCAACUUUUACAGCAUGACUUGUCAACAGAGUUCUUUUCAUUGCCACAAAUUAUUCCCCCUCUACAGAUGGUUCAAUAAUUCUA
Molecule: messenger RNA, 2679 nt
Organism: Liolophura sinensis
Lineage: Eukaryota; Metazoa; Mollusca; Polyplacophora; Chitonida; Chitonidae
Product: cellular tumor antigen p53-like
Exons: 1
Coding region: 1424-2674 (416 amino acids)
Biological process (GO): apoptotic process; regulation of transcription by RNA polymerase II; protein tetramerization
Cellular component (GO): nucleus
Molecular function (GO): RNA polymerase II cis-regulatory region sequence-specific DNA binding; DNA-binding transcription factor activity, RNA polymerase II-specific
Source: RefSeq, a predicted model, not a curated record